AAAAAAUGUGCACAAGAGGGGUUGUUACAGGGUGAAAAGGAGUUCCCAAUUGAAAUAAGGUUGUUGUCAAGGUUACAUCAUCGGAACCUUGUUUCUUUGCUUGGUUAUUGCGAUGAAGAAGGUGAAGAGGUGUUGGUGUAUGAGUAUAUGGCCAAUGGCGCCCUGCAGGAUCAUCUAUCAGGUUGCCGAUUUUGGACUUUCAAGACUUGCUUCGGUUCCAGAUAUUGAAGGGGCAGCACCUGCUCAUGUAUCCACUGUUGUAAAGGGGACACCUGGUUACCUUGAUCCAGAGUGCUUCUUAACACAUAAGUUGACAAACAAGAGUGAUGUAUAUAGCCUUGAUGUCGUGUUUCUAGAGCUUUUGACAGGGAUGCAGCCAAUCACCCAUGGCAAAAACCUUUUUCGAGAGGUUAAUAUUGCACAUCAAUCUGGAAUGAUAUUCUCGGUUAUUGAUGGAAGAAUGGGUUCUUAUCCCUCUGAAUGCGUGGAGAAGUUCAUAAAUUUGGCCAUUAAAUGUUGCCAAGACGAAACAGAUUCAAGACAUUCAAUGGCAGAGGUGGUCCGAACACUGGAAGCCAUAAGGCUGAUGAUGCCGGAGUCUGAGACCUUUCUGGCAGAAUCCAUUGAAACUGAUCCAGAAAAGAUAUCUAGUACUCCACCUUCGUCAUCUUCUGUGGUGAAGAAUCCUUACACAUCCUCAGAUAUUUCUGGUAAGUGACCUUAUUAGUGGAGUGAUUCCCACCAUCACGCCUAGAUGAGAUGAGACGAGAGACCUGCUCCUGCUGUUGCUUCUUCUGCUCUGAAUCACUUAUUGGUUUUCUAAUUUCUGUAAUACAUUUUAUAUAUGUAG
Messenger RNA from Rubroshorea leprosula, 850 nucleotides. The record is from the annotation of a GenBank genome assembly. Lineage: Eukaryota; Viridiplantae; Streptophyta; Magnoliopsida; Malvales; Dipterocarpaceae.